UGGGGCUGAGGGGAGGCCCGGAGCCUUUCUGGGGCCUGGGGGAUCCUCUUGCACUGGUGGGUGGAGAAAAGUGCCUGCAGCCAACCAGGGUCAGGCUGUGCUCACAGUUUCCUCUGGCGGCAUGUAAAGGCUCCACAAAGGAGUUGGGAGUUCAAAUGAGGCUGCUGCAGUCGGCCUGAGGAUGGAUCCCGAGCCCUGAGUGGUGCUGCCUGAGCCCCCGACCUGCAGAGCCUGGCACUGAGGCGGCUGCCCGCCCUGCUGUGAGCAAAAGCAGGUUGCGAUCAGCCCAGCAGCACCCAGGCAGGCCAGCCGCCACCUCGUCCCGCACAGCAGGCUACAGUCAGCCGGCAGAGACCCGUGAGGCAGUGCUGUUGGGCAGCCAGGACGGCCUGUGACUCGGGUCUCCUCCUGGAGCCCAUGGACAGGCUGCCCUGCUGACGGCCACCGUGCAGCAUGUGAGGAUCCGCCCUGGGAGCCAAGCAGGAGGAGGAGGCUUUCACAGGUCCCCUCUGCAGAGAGUCACUACCGCAUCGCAAGGACCAUGCGGCCACUGUGCGUGACGUGCUGGUGGCUGGGACUGCUGGCCACGCUGGGAGCUGCUGCAGGCCCAGAGGAUGGCUUUGAGGGCACGGAGGAGGGCCCACAGAGUGAGUUCAUCUACCUGAACAGGUAUAAGCGGGCGGGCGAGUCCCCCGACAAGUGCACCUACACCUUCAUCGUACCCCAGCAGCGGGUCACCGGCGCCAUCUGCGUCAACUCCAAGGAGCCCGAGGUUCUCCUGGAGAACCGCGUGCACAAGCAGGAGCUGGAGCUGCUGAACAGCGAGCUGCUGAAGCAGAAGCGGCAGAUUGAGACGCUGCAGCAGCUGGUGGAGGUGGACGGCGGCAUCGUGAGCGAGGUGAAGCUGCUGCGCAAGGAGAGCCGCAACAUGAACUCGCGCGUCACGCAGCUCUACAUGCAGCUCCUGCACGAGAUCAUCCGGAAGCGGGACAACGCGCUGGAGCUCUCCCAGCUGGAGAACCGGAUCCUGAACCAGACGGCCGACAUGCUGCAGCUGGCCAGCAAGUACAAAGACCUGGAGCACAAGUACCAGCACCUGGCCACCCUGGCCCACAAUCAGUCCGAGGUCAUCGCACAGCUCGAGGAGCACUGCCAGAGGGUCCCCGCCGCCAGGCCCGUGCCCCAGCCGCCCCCUGUCACCCCACCCCGGGUGUACCAGCCACCCACUUACAACCGGAUCACCAACCAGAUCUCCACCAAUGAGAUCCAGAGUGACCAGAACCUGAAGGUGCUGCCGCCGCCUCUGCCCACCAUGCCUGCCCUCACCAGCCUCCCAUCCUCCACAGACAAGCCGUCGGGCCCGUGGAGAGACUGCCUGCAGGCCCUGGAGGACGGCCACGACACCAGCUCCAUCUACCUGGUGAAGCCUGAGAAUACUAAUCGCCUGAUGCAGGUGUGGUGUGACCAGAGACACGACCCUGGCGGCUGGACAGUCAUCCAGAGGCGCCUGGAUGGCUCUGUCAACUUCUUCAGGAACUGGGAGACAUACAAGCAAGGGUUUGGGAAUAUUGACGGUGAAUACUGGCUGGGCCUGGAGAACAUUUACUGGCUGACGAACCAAGGCAACUACAAACUGCUGGUGACCAUGGAGGACUGGUCGGGCCGCAAGGUCUUUGCAGAAUACGCCAGCUUCCGUGUGGAGCCAGAGAGCGAGUAUUACAAGCUGCGGCUGGGGCGCUACCAUGGCAAUGCAGGUGACUCCUUCACCUGGCACAAUGGCAAGCAAUUCACCACCCUUGACAGAGACCACGAUGUCUACACAGGAAACUGCGCUCACUACCAGAAGGGAGGCUGGUGGUAUAACGCCUGUGCCCACUCCAACCUCAACGGGGUCUGGUACCGUGGGGGUCAUUAUCGAAGCCGCUACCAGGAUGGGGUCUACUGGGCUGAAUUCCGAGGAGGCUCCUACUCACUCAAGAAAGUGGUGAUGAUGAUCCGGCCCAACCCUAACACCUUCCACUAAACCUGCUCCCCUCCUGACCUUGCGUGGCCAUCUCCAGGAGCCCGCCCCGGCCGCGCAGGCCCAGCACAAUGAGCAAGUCCUCGCUGGUUCUUUCUGGGGCUGGGAGGACUAGGCCCCCUGGAUUCUGUUUUCCCAAGUCACUGUGCCAGAUGAUGGAAGUGAACUCAUACAGUGUCCUCUGUCCCUCCUACUUUUCUUCACACCCAGAAGCCCCUCAUGUUUCCAGAACAGGACAGGACUGCUGACAACUUUGUUUAAAAAAAAAAAAAAAAAAAA
Messenger RNA from Fukomys damarensis (Damara mole-rat), 2299 nucleotides. RefSeq names its product angiopoietin like 2 (gene Angptl2). The coding region runs from base 542 to 2023 and encodes 493 amino acids. The transcript has 5 exons. The record is from RefSeq and is a predicted model, not a curated record. NCBI's taxonomy places the organism in Eukaryota, Metazoa, Chordata, Mammalia, Rodentia, Bathyergidae.